GCGCAGCGUGUACAACGAGUCCUCCCAGACCUCGAACCACGGGCAGUACGUCCUGGUGACUGUUCCGAGACUCAACCGCAAGCCAGACGGAAUGUGGUAUAACAUGACAGACAGACGUGGUCGGCGCGUGGGAUCUGCUGGUGGGGGUUGCCAGGGGCGACGCGGCCGACGCCUCGGAGGCACGCGAGGAUCUGGAAGGAGUUGGUAUGGAUCCGGCCAUUCCUGCCGGACAGGGCGCCAUAAGGCGGGGGGAUGCGGGGCGAGGAGGCGGCGCGGAGGAGGGAGCACCGCCCCCCCGCCGCAGCUUCUCGGCGAGCGGGGAGGAUGCCGGCCAACAGCGCCUCAUAGCGACCGCGGGGGGAGACGCCCCUCCGCCGCGGCACAGCCUGGAAGGGCGCCGCGAGCCUCAACAGCAACGUAUAAGGAGGGGUGUUGCGCCGAGGCCUCCGCCCCCCGCACGUCCCCGCUACGCCGGGGGAGCGUCGGGCUCGCAACAGCGGGACAUGAGCGAGGAGGACUUCCCCGAGGAGAGCGGGGCCGGGAGGGGGCCGGGAGGGGCGAGGGGGGCGGAAGGAGAGCGGGAAGGAGAGCGGGAGGACCGGGAAGAGAGGGAGACGGAGAGGGAGAGGAAGCGGACGGCCGGAGUCACUGACCAGGCCACGUUCAGACACGACCUGGUGGACGUCACGCGGCAGAUCCUGCAGGUCACUGGAGGACAGAUGGUUAUGAAAAUGAUCGACCACUACAAUAACAAAGUCCUGCUAGCUGUACAGUGAGUAUCUUUACGUAAGGCAUGAAAAAAAACUUAAAAUAUA
Molecule: messenger RNA, 815 nt
Organism: Penaeus vannamei (Pacific white shrimp)
Lineage: Eukaryota; Metazoa; Arthropoda; Malacostraca; Decapoda; Penaeidae
Source: RefSeq, a predicted model, not a curated record